Anisakis simplex (herring worm) is the source of this 693-nucleotide messenger RNA. The record is from the annotation of a GenBank genome assembly. NCBI's taxonomy places the organism in Eukaryota, Metazoa, Nematoda, Chromadorea, Rhabditida, Anisakidae.
AUGACUUUGGUGGCAGUAGAGCAACACCAGGAGCCAUAUGGACAACAAUAUGGAGUACAGUCCAGAAGAGGUCAUCAUCGCGGUGGUGCUGAUGUUCAGUUCAACGCACCUUCACAGGAUUUGAGCACUUCGGUGGAGAGCGAUCACGAUGACUCAAUGGCUAGCAUCUUAAGUGAUAUUGGAGACUUUUUUUUGGUCGAAACAAGCAGGGAUAUUGGCUAUGAAGACGUUCAAGAUGGAGACAAAUCAGCUGAGGAUGGCAAGGUUUACAGUGGUAGACUAGGUGAACCAGGAACCGGUAUGAAGAGAUUGCCAGUGUAUAGUUCUGCAGUGAUCGUCCCGAAUCGUAAUGAUACAUCAUCACAAGCGAAUAGUGCAAAUCCAGUUACAACUCUGAAUGGAGGGGUGAAAUCCAACUCGUUUGAUUCAUCGUCUAACGAAGAAAGCAAUCGUAAUAAGGAUAAAGAGUUGGCAAAGCAGACGAAUAGCGACGAUAAUAACAGUGUGGCAAAAGCCAUGAUUACACCGCGUAUGAAAACCCAAUUUCAUAAGUCGAACGAACCAGACAAGGUGGUGGUAACACCUCGACCGCUAACAACCCAAGAACCGUCAGGAGUGGGAGUCGAAACGGCUCAGCAAAUAAUGCGGCGAAAUGAGCAAUUUCUUUGGAACGAGAAACGAAAUAUCGCGUGA